Molecule: messenger RNA, 4493 nt
Organism: Lytechinus variegatus (green sea urchin)
Lineage: Eukaryota; Metazoa; Echinodermata; Echinoidea; Temnopleuroida; Toxopneustidae
Product: tetraspanin-18-like
Exons: 9
Coding region: 229-1068 (279 amino acids)
Cellular component (GO): membrane
Source: RefSeq, a predicted model, not a curated record
UUUCGCCUUCGCAUCAUAGAGAUAAUGCUUCGCAAGCACUGUAUACUACGCGCAAAAUAGUAUACUACAUCCAGCUCCUGUACUAUUCGCGGCGCCGUACUGUGACUGAAGGACGCGGCGUUAUAUUUGAAAUCCGGGCGUAUAUACUCUUUCACAAGUGACGAACAUUGUGUUUCCGUUUGGACGGUUUUUAUAGCACGGAAUACGGUCAAAGAUAACUAAUUCAAGAUGGGAAGCGUGGAACUAGGCGGUUGUGCUAAAUGCUCAAAAUAUCUUCUGAUUAUAUUCAACGUUCUCUUCUUUCUGGUCGGCAUCGCUCUCCUCGCCGUCGGCAUCUGGGUCAUCGUCCAACCCUACCAGAUUGAAAUCCUCGAAAUCCUGGACAACCCUCUUAUCCAGAACAGUGCCUACCUGAUUAUAGCCAUUGGAUCUUUCAUUAUCGUUGUAUCGGCGUUAGGAUGCUGCGGGGCCUGUAUGAACUCCAAGUGCAUGCUUGUGAUUUACUUCAUCAUCAUCUUAAUUAUCUUCAUCGCUCAGCUGGUUGGAUGUGCUUUGGUUAUUGCAUACAGGGGCAAGGUUGAUGAUUUUGUCACGAACUCAUUAUCCUCCACAAUGGAUCUCUAUGAGGGAGAGGCCGCUAACGAUACCACCAGCACCGCAUGGAAUGCCAUCCAGAUUCUUCUUGAAUGCUGUGGAACCAAUGGAUAUGAAGACUGGGCCGAUAGCACCUGGGUAAACGAUACCAAUCCAACGAUCACGAUCAGUGGCACCUCUCACGACCAGACCUACCCUGCAACAUGCUGUGUGUUUGUGGACAAGUACACGAUUAUUUCCGGUGGAUAUUGGCCGACACCAGUAAACAUCUCAUCGUGUAUGGGCAUCCAAGUACCACUCUCAAACGACACUCUCAAUACAGGGGGCUGCUACAAUGCUUUCCAAGAUUUUGUUACCAAUCAGAUCGCCUACGUCGGUGGGGUCGGCCUUGGACUCCUUAUCUUUGAGCUCCUGUCAAUGGCAUUCGCUAUCAUCCUGUGCCGCGGCAUCUCCAAGGGAGAGGACGUUGUCUAGGCAACGCAUCGUCAUACUCACCACGCCCACCAUUCCACCACUUCCUUUAGUCUUCGCUCCAGACAAAGAACGUCCAUAAAAUAGUAAAAAAAAUCAAGGUUCCCCCCCCCCAUUGCGGUAACGACUUUAUUAAACUAUUAGUUAAAAGGAAUCUAAAUGUUGUAUAUACUUUUUAAAGGAAGAAACCGUAUUCUUUCUUCAUUUGAGGAAGAAAGCUUGCAGAUACAUGAAUGUUUACAAAAAAAACGUUCUUGUGGUUUUGUUGAAACUCCUUCCGACUUGAGCUUUUUUUCAAUAAUUCUCCGUAUUUUUCAUUGAUGGAGUGAUUUGUUCAUAAAAUUGAUUUCACAGGAAUAUGUAGAAAAAACAAGAAGUAAAUAAUAAGACGAUAUACACGGGUUUGUGUCUUGUUUUAUAAUAUUAAAUUAGUUCUGGUUCUUAAUUUUGGACUGCAAAUUUCAAUGCAUUAUCAGUCAUCGCCUGGUGGGUGUUUCAUAAAGAUAUUCAUAAGUUAAGAGCGACUUUAAGAACGACUGGUGAUCCUUUCUUUUGGUAAAUGAUAUUCACCAUUAAUGUUCAUUGGUGAUUAUCUAGCGCGUAAGAAAUGUUCACCAGUCGUUCUGAAAGUCGCUCUUAACUUACGAACAGCUCUAUGAAACGCCGGCCCCAGGAUCUUUUAGCAGUCCAUAAGUGCACGCAUGACUUUACAAACCACGUGUUACGAUUUUCUAGGUAUGACAAGCCAAAUGGGUAUGCCUUUCAUUUGUUUAUUCAUUAAAUCACUAAUCCCUGCUCAAUGGAGCGUGCAAUUUCUGCGCCAAUUUCACUUGAUUAUCUAAAAUGCCAUACUUUGCUUGGACAUCAGAAAAAACGUUUGAGCUCAUCGUUUGGCGUUCCAUACCCCACACACGGUGAAGUCAUGCGUACCUUGUGAAACAUUGCACUCUCGUAAAUGAAUGAAUGAAUAGGAACUGAUCGCUAUUCCAAAGUUGUGUCAUCUCAAACUAUAUGUCUCCGGUUUCAAAUAUUGUAUUUAUGUCAUGAUGGCUGCAAUAUUGAAGAAGAUGAAUUUUGCUAACCGUUCUUAUAAUCAUGAUAAUAGACAAUCAUGAUAACAGACAAUCUCGAGCAAUGUUCAUUCCGGGGAAGUGUGAUUUUUAUAGGUAUAUUUUUGUGAUUUUGUACAGAAUGAACGACCUACGACUUUGAGGCUGUAAUGGUACACUGUAAAAUCUGUGGUGUUAAAACUGACACCGAUUGGUUUCAAUAGAGGUCCACACCCUGAGGUGUUAAAAUAACACCCUUGAGAUUGAACAUAACACCAACGAGUGUACAUGUAACAACCAUAGGUGUUGUAAUAACACCUAUAGGUGUAAAACUAACACCACCAAUUUAACACCGGUGUAGAAUAACUGGUGUGGUCCUCUCUGUAAUACGGUUAACACCACAGUUUUUGCUGUGUAAUAAGUAAAAUCUUCUCAUUGACUACUACACAAUAUAUUCUUUGAUAUAUGGCAUUAAAAAUCAAUUAAGAGGCUCAUUAGAAAGAGGUUUAUGAAAGUGUAAUAUUGGCUGCAUGAGUAACACUGUUUUAACUUAAACGAUCGUGACAUUAUUGAAUAAGUAACAUUUGUAUAUAUUUCAUCAAAUAUUUCGUGUUAUAUUCAGAGGCUUAUAUCGAAACAGUUCCAACAUAUAUUUAGGAUAAAUUAUGUACAGGACUUUUAUAUAUAUUUAAGCCUUGGAGGCAGCUAUAGCCUUGUUCGGUUGCCUUAGGGGUGUUGUAAGAAAAUCUUUGCGAUCGAACGCAAAAUUCAGGUGCAAAUUUACAAGUGAUAGAUCAUUUUUAACUGAAGCAAAUUAUUUUUUUUAAUGCAAGAGGCAGACCUUCAAUCAAUGGCAAAUUUAAAUCAUGAAAAGCAUGACCUUCAACUGAAAAUCUAUUUGCAACCAGUAAGUUUCUUGCAACGCCCCGUUAGCUUUAUCGAGAUCCGGAUAUACGUUAGUCGAUUACUAUAUCGAUACUUUUGAUAUCGAUGCAAAAAAUGAGACAAUGCAAUUUUUUUCAAUUGAUUCGCUUGUCAUUCUUUUGCCACCACCACGCUAACGAUCACGGACGAGUCCAUCGGAGCAGUCAACUAAACACUAAGCUUUGUCUGAGGCUUGGCAUAUUUUUUUGGAGAAAUAGGUAUAUGCGGUCUUUCAAUAUGCAAGAUUAUCUUCAGUAAAAUAAUUAUAUGAAUAUUUUGGGUUAAUAAUCUCGUUAUGGGGUGUGUUUAUGAUGUAUAUAUAUUUAAAUAUUUCCCUCAAUACUUUUAUCUAAAUACUAAGCUCUGUAAAACAUUUUGAUAUUAUCUUAUAUAAUUGUGUAUAGCUCCUGUGUUUAUUCCCCAUGCCUAUUUGAUAAUGUAAAAUAAUUUCCCUAUUGAAAAGUGUGGCACGGUGUGUUCACAGUGUGGAACACCUGUUUAAAUUUGAGCAUUUCAACAGCGUGAAUCACAUAUUCACGUAGUCAACCAUGUGAACACGCCGUGAACAGUCAAUUGAUAAGGUGUCCGCAGUGUGAAAAUACCUUCACAAUGAGGGAUACGAGCAAUUUAACAGUGUGCAUUAUUUCAAAUAGUCGGCAGUGUGAACACACUGUGUUCUUUCAAGCGGGGCUGUUGUCCUUCGAAAUAUGAUUCUAAUUUAAUCCUUUAACACUAAUAAUCAUAACAAGUGAAGUGUUAUUGUAACUUAAUUGUGCUGAUAUUAAUCGCAUACCAGUCUUGCUUUGCAAGGCUAAGUGUGUUACGAAGAGCAGGCGAACUAUGAUCCGGGGAAUAUAUAAAUAAUACGAGUGAAUUUCAGUUUCAAAAACAAUAAUAUUAAUGAUAGACGUAAUAAAGUUAGAAUUGUAUUAUGAUAUCGGUAUGAAAAUCAUUGAAAUAUCCAAGUUAUUUUUUUUUGAAAACAUGCAUGAGAUUCCUAUAUGUUGAAGUGGGUUUCGUGAACUCGUGUCUGAACCGUUUUUGCAAUUAGGAAUUCAAAACUCAUAUAAUAUAUGAUUUAUAUAUAUAAAUAUAUAUAUAUCUAUAUUUCCCAGUUGGCAAGUCAUUGUUAAAUAACAAAAUGUACUUUCUAAAUAUAAUGGAGUGCAAUAUCAAGUUUUAACAAAUAUAACGCUAUGAGAAAACGUUUUUGUAUUUUUGCAGUUGAAAUCUACGUGUAAAGUACUGCACAGUGCACAUUUAAUUGUAUCUUCUUCUGUCAAUAAUACAUAAACAAUUUAAUUUCUUUUCAAUUUAGUUGUUAAGAAUUCAAAUCGUAUGAAAAUCAUCUCCUAUCGGGGAGUUCGCAGUCGUUUUGCUUAAUAGAUAAAAAUUACUUCUGUGUUAUGAUUUGUCUUUUUACUUUUUUUCAGUUCUUGAUAAUAAAUAUGUAGA